Molecule: messenger RNA, 1104 nt
Organism: Rhipicephalus sanguineus (brown dog tick)
Lineage: Eukaryota; Metazoa; Arthropoda; Arachnida; Ixodida; Ixodidae
Product: toll-like receptor 3
Exons: 3
Coding region: 109-1068 (319 amino acids)
Cellular component (GO): membrane
Molecular function (GO): protein binding
Source: RefSeq, a predicted model, not a curated record
AACGUUUUUAGGAGACGCUCGAAGCUGGUCGCAUUCAGCGCUCAUCGCACCGAAGGAAGGCACAGGACUCACAUCGGCUCCACAGUUUCCCCUACACGCGCAUCAGCUAUGCUGUCUUUCGGACGGGUAGCCCUCUGGGCUCUGCUCGUUUGCUACGUUGCUGCCACACCGACGUGCGUUGAGUCCGGUACAUCACGAGUCACGUACACCUGCUCCGGCUUCACAAGCCACGCUGACUUCGAUAGGGUCGUCCGUCGGGAGUUCACACCAGCGCAGUACUCGCAAGUUGAAAUUCUGUUACGAGACAGCAACCUAGACUAUUUACCGGUGAGGGCAUUUGAAGGCACUUUGGCCUCUGCACUGGAGCUCCGUAAUGUCCGUGUGCACGGCCACACCCCUCAGACGUCCGAUGGGCACCCGUUCACUGGUGUCACUUCGUGGCUCAAGAAGGUAAUCCUUAGCGAUGGCAGCACGGUGCCCCCUUCCUGGUCGCUGCUGUCCCCACUGAACAAGCUUGAGGAAGUCAUCCUAUUGAACAUGCACUACGUGAACCUCUCCAACAGUUUCAACGAACUCCCGAAGAGCGUCAAGCGUGUGCGAGUCCUUAACUCGACUAUCCUCGGCGUAGAUCCUGAAUGGCUUGCAAGCUUAGAAAACCUUGAGGAGCUGCACGUCGAGAACAGCAACAUCAACCACUUUUCCAGGACGAUGCUGCCUAGGCCGGCCCUCAACCUCACUUCCUUGACGCUCAGGAACGCAAAUUUGACAUCCUUGCCGGCGGACCUGACAGCAGAUGCACCCCGGCUAACUACUCUCAACCUUCAGGAAAACGCCAUUCAUCACUUCGACGAGCACAGUUUCAUUCCCCUGCUCGAGCGGAGCACCAAUGCCGCAGCCUUCUUGGAUGGAAACCCCCUGGACUGCGACUGCAACGCGCGCUUCCUGAACCAGAUUCCGGAAAGUUGGACUACGCCGCCGUGCGUUACACCAGAUCGGCUCAAGGGACGCCUGGUCAAGAAUAUUGGCAUCUCGCAGCUCAUCUGCGCUGCUGCCGGAAGUCGCCGCUAAUAAAGAGAAGGGAAUGCAGUCACGUAACCAGUACAA